AAGCCCCACGUGCACAACUUCGAUGACAAGCGGACAGGCAUCGAGGUGCAGGUGCUCAAGGAGCGCAUGACGGCGAGCGCAACGGGCUGGUACUGGGUCAGCUCGGAGCGCCAGUUUGCAGACGGCUUCACCAAGUUCGACGAGAAGUUAAAGGCCGCCAAGAAGAAGACCGCCAAGGACCGCCAGGCAGAGGCCAAGAGGUUCGCCAUAUCUAAGCCAAAGACCAGCGCGAUGACGGCCCUGGCGACUAUGACGUCUAUGACGACAGCGGCGGCCAGCGAGGUGAAGAUCUACGAGAGCGAGGCGGAGCAGGCCCUGGUGGAGUUCAAGUGGACCGAGAGCCAUAGGAUUGUGAACAGCAUACCGCUCAGCACGUUCGUGAAAGGGCUUUUCAGCAUGCUGGUGGCGAUCGUGCUGCUGGGCUUCGUGUGCUGCGCAGUGCUCACGGCUGCAGGAACGGCGCGGCCGGUCCCGACAUCUCCAGAGCCAGGCAGUGAGAAGGAGUUUGUACCGACACAGAUCCCGAAGGAGAAGAAGGUGAAGUUGAGUACGGUCAAGUGGGACAUUGGUUGCCAGGGACCAGUCAACUACACGAGUGUUGGGCGACCCGACGGACAGUAUGGACAGUACAAACACGUGACGAAUGGAUUUCGGCGAGGCUGGGAGGUUACCCGUGAGCUGCAUAUUGUGCAGCAGAAGCCGCACCAUGAGUGA
Prorocentrum cordatum is the source of this 714-nucleotide messenger RNA. The record is from the annotation of a GenBank genome assembly. NCBI's taxonomy places the organism in Eukaryota, Dinophyceae, Prorocentrales, Prorocentraceae.